AGUAUCAGGUCCAGAAAAAAUAGUCAGUGAAGUAGAGACGGAUGACCACAUAGUAAAACUAUACGAUUUCUGCAGUGAGAACAGUGAGUCGAUAGAUUAGGUACUAGAACUACCGAAUUGAAAAGUAGAACUAGAACCGCCCACGGACUAACACAUAAGGUAGUUGUGGCUCCUGGUGGCGAGCGCUUGUCUAGUCGUACUAGCUGUGCUACUAGUGCCAGAACCAACAGUAAGCGUUUCUUUUCGACUUUACUUUUGCUCGGUUGUACUACUAUAUCGCAAACCUUCAAAAGCAUCUUCCGCGAAAAUGAUGCAGCCACCGACAGAAGAGUUCCAGACCUCCGAGGAUUGCGAGGCCAUCGGGACUUUUGCAGAAAUGGAGAUGAAAAGCGACUUGUUAAGGGGAGUUUACGCAUACGGGUGGGAAAGGCCAUCCGCAAUUCAGCAGCGAGCCAUCGUGCCAAUCUUCAAAGGUAUAGAGAACCGAGUAGGUGGCACGUGACGAUGAUUUUUGGCAUGAUGGUGCAUAAAGAACUGCAGUUGUUCUUGUUGUAUCAGUCGAUAAUCGAUCAACGAGUAUAACGAAGAUUGGCGUAGUAGUAAUCGUGCACCAGGUUAUUGUCGAAAUGGGAAAACUUCGAAAAGGAAAACUUGAAUUUAUUGCCGUGAGUUGAUCGUUUAUUCACAUUAGCAUUACAUCUUUCACAACAGGUCGCGACGUAAUAGUGCAGUCCCAGUCCGUAUCAAAUGUAAAAAUGUCUGGGUCUGGAAGAUUGGGAGACUUGUCAUGCAUAUUUUCAUUUUGCAUGACCCAUGACGCCUGUAAUGCAUGUCCUACCAUCACAGAUUUUUAGAACCCUUCCUGAAGCCUAUUCCGCAUGAGAAAUGCCCUCUCCGCGUAGCACAAACUGUGGUCCUCUUGCUGGUCAUGCAAUACAGAUUUUUCUGGAAUCCAAAUGCAGCAUCACAAGUUGCAUUCUUCCAGACCCAGACAUUUUUACAUUUGAUAGUCCGGUACGGGAAAGACCGCGGUUUUUUGCUUGGGGGCACUCCAGGUUGUCGUGAAGAAAAACCGUUACCCGCAGGUAAGAAGUAGAUCAAUAUGAUUUUGUCAUCUUCAACAUGCUGUUUCGUUUGUCAACAUCUACUAUUGCUGGAAGAGAAGUACUAUUCUUGCAGCUGGGGAAGAAGUAUCCUAUGCAGUGAAGAAUUUUUGUUGUUCUACUUCUAGGACGUCGCUACGAGUAAGAAAACGUUGAAUUUGUCAACAUCGCAAUCAAAAUGUUGAAAACAAUCAGUAAAAAAACGAGUAUCACUUAUCGCAGGCGCUUCUCCUCUCUCCCACACGCGAACUGGCAGAGCAGUCACAGAAGAUUUGCGUUGCCCUCGGGGAUUACAUGAACAUCUCGGUCCACUGCUGCAUCGGUGGCAAGAGAAUACCUGACGACAUUCGCGCGCUGGAAGCGGGUUGCCAUGUGGUUUCCGGGACGCCGGGGCGGGUGUUUCACAUGAUCCAAGACCGGCACCUGAACACGAAGGGCAUGAAAAUGCUGAUUCUUGACGAAGCAGAUGAGCUGCUGAACAAGUAGAUAUUUGAUAAUUUUCAUGGUAUUUAUGCGAAAAUUUCAAAUCUUCAUCGUGUCAGACUCAUGGGCGAUGUUGUAAGCAGCCCCAUUAUUUUUUAUCUCUACCAGCCCUACUAUUCUUCGCAGGACAAGGUCGUAAAUUUAUUAAAAUUAGAGCUACCAUCAAUAAUCCAAAAAUCACCCAGGGGCUUUAAGGAGCAGAUUCACGACAUUUACCGGUUCCUGCCUCCGGGUGUGCAGGUCGUCUGCGUGUCCGCAACUCUGCCGCACGAAGUUUUGGAAAUGACCCAGAAAUUCAUGAACAACCCGUUUCGCGUGCUGGUCAAGCGCGAUGAGCUUUCGCUGGAGGGGAUCAAGCAGUUUUUUGUCGCCGUGGAACGCGAGCAGUGGAAGUACGACACGCUCUGCGAUUUGUAUGACACCCUGACGAUAACGCAGGCGGUGAUCUUCUGCAAUACGCAACAGAAAGUGGACUGGCUCGCGGGGAAGAUGAGGGAACAGAACUUCACGGUAUUCUUAACUUGUCAUGCUAAAGAAGAAUCACAUGCAAAAAUCUGUGUUGCACGAUUAUACCAAAAGCUGUGCACAACUUUCGACCAAGUUGAGAGGGAGUGUCUACUCAUGCAGGAUAGGCACGAUAAUAGAGACCACCUCACAGAAUCUGUCUUGCUAAAUUCUGCAUUUUAGACCUCAGGGGUCAUGGAAAAUCAGCAUGACAAAUCACUGCAAACUAAUAUUCUUCAGGUUUCCUCGAUGCACGCGGGUCUGGACCAGAAGGAGCGGGAUUACAUCAUGAACCAAUUCCGGUCCGGGCAAUCCCGAGUCUUGAUUGCCACGGACGUUUGGGGCCGUGGUCUGGACGUGCAGCAGGUGUCGCUGGUGAUCUGCUACGACUUACCCACCAAUCGUGAGCUGUACAUCCACAGAAUAGGCCGAUCGGGGCGGUACGGCAGGAAGGGCGUCGCGAUAAACUUCGUGAAAGAGGAGGACAUCAGAAUUCUUCGCGACAUAGAGCAGUUUUAUUCGACGCAGAUCGACGAGAUGCCGAUGAACGUUGCGGACCUGAUUUAAGAAGGAUCGAUAAAAACAUCAUUUAAGAAGUUUGGGUGGACAACAUAAUAGAUGAGGCUGUACCUCUACAGCUGCGGAACAAGUGAGCUAGUACACUUUUAUCCAAGAAGAUGAAAGGCUGAAUCGCAAGCGAAAAAGGAAACAUAGUCGCGAUUUCGAUUUUCAGUUUGUUUUCGUCUGCUUGGUGAGCGGACGAGAGGGUACUAUUGCUUGGUGUUCAAGUGUUCAACAUUUCUGCUGCCUUCUAUAAUUUUCGAAAAA
Messenger RNA from Amoebophrya sp. A120, 2918 nucleotides. The record is from the annotation of a GenBank genome assembly. Lineage: Eukaryota; Dinophyceae; Syndiniales; Amoebophryaceae.